ACCCCGCAGCAGCGCGAAGUUUGUCCCUCUGGUUUCUCCGUAGGUGUGUCUGUCAUCAUCAGCAUGGCGAGCUCCAGUCGUGUAGUGAUGGAGGGGGACUUCAUGAGAAAUGCUGAAUAUACACCGAAAUCCACCGGGCAGAGUGAGACAGAUAUUGACAAACGCCUUGGUGGCUGUCUGAUGGCAGUGGGGCUGGGAGUUGCAGCGGCAGGGUUUGCAGGUCGAUAUGCUUUCCACUUAUGGAGGCCUCUGAGUCAGGUGAUUACAGAAGCUGCUAAGAAGUUACCCUCUACGAAAGCGAUGAUAUGUGGGAAUGAAAUUUGGAUUUUUCCGUGUUCAUUUCCACAUCUUGAGGCGCAUGUUUGCGUGCGGUGUUGGCAUGUUAAACCUCCUGCUGUAGGGCGAUGGACUGAUUCAUCACAUCUUACUGGCCGUUGCUGUAGUUCACGCUGUGCUUCUGGUUUCUGAUGGAGUUUGUAAAGCUGUUUUGUCCAGGUUCUUCUUAAUCUCCAGGGUUGUGUGGUCGGGGCUGGUUCCCAGUGCUUUGACUCAACCUGUCCACCUGUGUGCACUCUGAAAUUUCUAUAAUCUCAGCGGCUUUCUCCUAAACCGGGUUCGCGACAGAGCACACUUGUAAUAGAUCAUUAUUAGAGUUAUUAAUCCAGUGAUUUCAUCAUUCUGUGAAUCACAUAAUGGAUGAGUGUGAUUAAGUGUCCUGUUGUGGGCUGAGAUUGGACUGAACAUUCUGGCCUCUCUUGCACUCUGAACAUACACAUGUUUUUACUCAAUCGUGAACUCUGACCAAAAUCCUGCAGUAUGUACGAUUUCUGAAGGAGCCACAGACCAAUGUUAUUCUGUUAUGGAAUUUUAAUUAAAGGGAUAGUUCAGCAAACAACUAUGAGAAUUCUGCCGUUGUUUAUUCACCCUCAUGAGUACGUGUUCC
Molecule: messenger RNA, 943 nt
Organism: Sinocyclocheilus anshuiensis
Lineage: Eukaryota; Metazoa; Chordata; Actinopteri; Cypriniformes; Cyprinidae
Gene: dnajc15
Product: DnaJ (Hsp40) homolog, subfamily C, member 15
Exons: 4
Coding region: 64-468 (134 amino acids)
Biological process (GO): protein import into mitochondrial matrix
Cellular component (GO): PAM complex, Tim23 associated import motor
Molecular function (GO): ATPase activator activity
Source: RefSeq, a predicted model, not a curated record